This is a messenger RNA of Drosophila sulfurigaster albostrigata, 7471 nucleotides long. Its product is annotated as trichohyalin-like. The record is from RefSeq and is a predicted model, not a curated record. Bases 157 to 7401 code for a protein of 2414 amino acids. NCBI's taxonomy places the organism in Eukaryota, Metazoa, Arthropoda, Insecta, Diptera, Drosophilidae. The transcript is spliced from 6 exons.
UUUGCUGACAAAAUUUGGAAGUUUCUCUUUUUUUCCUUUUUUAGACCACAACCAGAUUUAUCUUGACUGAAUGCGAGAUUACCGACAACAUAUUUCGUUCGAAUUACAGAUUCAUUAUUAAAACCGCUUAUCCAUCGUAUUUGUUUUUAAUCAAUAAUGUGUAAUUUCAAUGCAAUAUGCUGUCAUAGUAAAAAACUCCGUCAGUGCAUUCACAGUGCCACAACGAGCACAGUCACGUCGAAGAACUCCACAAUGUCGCCAUCAUCUCGGGAAACAAAUUUGGGUUGUGAAUGCAAUGAUACGAGCAUAGCAGCAUCUUCUAAAGCAUCGCGUCGCAAUGGAUCUUCGCUGUCAAGUUCCGCAAGCUUGCCCCCAUCAAAUUCAACAAAGAUGCCACCGCAGCGCUUAUGCAAAGUUCCCAUUUCGAUGGCAGCAAAUCAAAGAAAUGCAGUCUUACCUCGUGCUACAAAUUGUACAGUAGAUCAAGGCACCGCAACGCCAAGAGAUAGUUACUUCCUCUUUGAACGAAUCAUCAAUCAAGCUUUUCCGCAAUGCAGAAACAAUUCGAGCUCUUGGAAUUGUUGCCAUUGCCAUUGUAAUUGUCAACUGCGAAAAAUGGCAGCACGGCAAAGGGCUGAAUUAAAUUCGAAUAAUUCGUCAAUGCAGCAAGAACCGGCUGAAGUCAAACCCAAGGAAAAGCCCAAGCGAAUUAUGAAAUACCUGAGAGAAAAAAAACUCAAGCAGGAAGGCCAGCUUGAACCCCGUUGUUAUGACACUAAGGCGCUAGAAAAAGCUCGGCUAGUUGAAUCACAGACCAAGAGCAAGCCAAAGCGAAAGAUUAAGCGAAAAGUGGUAGUAAACCAUGUCAUACCAGAAAAAGAAGAAGGGAAGGACAUGUGGUUUGAGUGUAAUGUGCCACUACGUGUUAGCAUACCAACAAACAUUUGUUUCGGAGGCACUCCCUGGGAUCUAUUACAAUCGAUGACGAACACACUUCCAGCAAAUAAUAACAAUCUAAAAGCACUACCAGAGCCCAACGCUAAAACAAAGAACUUAGCAAAACCAGCUACAAAGGUUACUCCACCUAUAGCAACAUCACAUGAGGUGGCACGUCAAUUAUGCAUCACGAUUCGUCCCAUUGGCCUUGCACCGAAUGUGUGUCCACCGACUGCCAGUGAACCUCCAGAGAAUGUUAAUCUGCCUUUAAAACAAGCAAAGAGACCGCAAUCGCUGCCUCCACCGAAUUUACCUCCUUUAGCUUUUUGUCCGCCUUCUCGUGCUUCGUCUCCUGAUGCCUUGCCCUUUCUUUCAGGCACUCCUAUUUCUCCAGUUGCAAAAGAACUUCCCCCGCAUGUAAAGAAGCUGCCUUUAAGGAAAAAGAUUGAGGCUACAAAACACAAGAAGCUAACUAAUGAAAACUCAAGAGAUUCUUCUACAAGAAAAGGACUCGAUUGCUUUUUAAGAAAUUGUAAGAAUCGGGGAUUGUCACUAGAGAGUAUUCGAAAAGAUGAUACGGUUAGGAAAACUGAGGAUCGAAAAAUGUGCAAAAAAAAUUGUAAGAGAUGCAAAACAAGGAAACUGAGUCAUCAGAGCCAAGAAGCAAAUGAGGAGGGCAAUAGAGCUUUUCCUCGAAUUGAAUCAAAGUCUCUAGUAAAUGAAGAUGCAAAUAGCAAAGAUGCUACUUCUCCGCGAGAAUCUGAAACGAGUUUAAAGUUCAGCAAGAAUUCAAAACAGUCGCAAGAAUAUACUCGCAAAUGUUGUGAGCUAUCAUUACAAGAAAAUAAGAAUAAAGCUCGAGAAAGUCAAUUCCAAAGAAUACAAGAAAAAAAUUUAAUUAUGGAUAAUAAUCGGAAAAAGUGUCAAAAUUGUAUUCAUAAAAAUGCAGAAUUACCAUUGAAAACAACUGAUGAAUAUAUUUUUCAAAAUGGGUCUGAAUCGAAUAAUAUUCAAAAAGAAAAGAAAACUAAUUUAGAAAUAAAUAAAAAUAAAAAUGAAUGCAGAGCUCCUUGUCGAAAAGAAUCCGAGUUAUUCUUGACCGAUAGAAAAAAUCGAGAAUAUUCUGAUGAAUCAUUAUUAAACUCUAAAACUCAUAAAGGUCAAUCCCAAAGAAUACAAGAAAACAAUUUAAUUAUGGAUAAUAAUCGGAAAAAGUGUCAAAAUUGUAUUCAUAAAAAUGCAGAAUUACCAUUGAAAACAACUGAUGAAUAUAUUUUUCAAAAUGGGUCUGAAUCGAAUAAUAUUCAAAAAGAAAAGAAAACUAAUUUAGAAAUAAAUAAAAAUAAAAAUGAAUGCAGAGCUCCUUGUCGAAAAGAAUCCGAGUUAUUCUUGACCGAUAGAAAAAAUCGAGAAUAUUCUGAUGAAUCAUUAUUAAACUCUAAAACUCAUAAAGGUCAAUCCCAAAGAAUACAAGAAAACAAUUUAAUUAUGGAUAAUAAUCGGAAAAAGUGUCAAAAUUGUAUUCAUAAAAAUGCAGAAUUACCAUUGAAAACAACUGAUGAAUAUAUUUUUCAAAAUGGGUCUGAAUCGAAUAAUAUUCAAAAAGAAAAGAAAACUAAUUUAGAAAUAAAUAAAAAUAAAAAUGAAUGCAGAGCUCCUUGUCGAAAAGAAUCCAAGUUAUUCUUGAAUGAUAGAAAAAAUCGAGAAUCUUCUGAUGAGUCAUUACUGAGUGGAAAUGUUCUUAAUUUACAAACAGGAUCGAAAAUAAAUUCUAGAUUUCAUAAAAAUCUAUGUAAAUGCGAAAAAGGAACUGAAAUAUCCUUGAAUGAUAACAAAAGAACGAAUUCCGAUUUAUCUAUAAAAGUUAGUAAGAAAGCGUCUGAAACAAAUUCGAGAAUAAGCAAUAAUCAAAACAAGUUUCAAAAUGAGGAAAAAAGUGCUCUAGUAGGGUCACAAAUUUCAAUAGAUGAGGAUAGAAAAACGGACAGACAAAAUAAAAAUCUAAAUCUAAAUUCUGAUUCAAACGUUUCGGAUGGGAGAGAAAGUGAGGCCAAAGAUAAAACAAAAGAAGAAUAUGAUGCUCAAAGCACAUCUACAAAAAAUUUAAGAAUGAGUAAGAAUCAAAAAUAUGAAAACGCAGAAACUUUCUCAAACAAAAAUGCGGAUGGAGUGCUUAGAAAUGAUUCUUCACAAAAAGCAUUCGAUACAUAUUUAGUAAGUCGGGAUGCAACAAAAGUGGGUCCCUCAAGCAAUCGGCUAUCUCAUAAAAACUCCCGAGAUAAUUUAAGCAUAAGGUCGAGUCGAAAGGACUCGCGAGAUUUGCGAAAAAAAUAUAAGGAAAAAGAUUCAAGAAGUGAUAAUCCAGGUGCAUUAUAUAAGUCGGCUCACAGCAAUGUUAGAGGAAAUAUUUCUGGCAAAGAAUCUAAAAAAUAUUCACUAAGUAAGCCUAAGACUCAAUUGAUAGACAGAAGGUAUAAGGUCGAUAGGAAGAAGUCUGAUGAAACUCUUAGAAAAAAAUCAGGUGAAUCGCCUCGACCAAGUCAGGAAAAUAAUGCAAUUGAAUUGACCUUCCGUCAAAAAAUGCAGACUUUCUUGAGUUCAUUUGCUCCUUCGUUAGGAGUUUUAUCAAAGAUUUCUCAAACAUUGAGGAAGCAUUCAGCAACCGAAGCAAAUAUUUUAAAUCCCAAUGAAACAACGAAUCGCUUAGUGGUCACAAUGAAUAAGCAAAUCGAUAGCUUAGAAAAAUCCUUUAUUUCCCAAAAAUCUGAGAGAUCUGAGGUAAGACGGAGGUCUGAAAAUCGAGGCAGUGAUUCAAGUAGAUUCACCAGUAAAUCUAUGAUACAUCAAGAAAGAGACGAUGCUGCUGAAACUAAAGAUUGUUUUAAAGGCGAUCAGAAUUUAGAAUUGAACAAAUCAGAUACAUUUAUGCAAUCCAAGCGAGGGUCAUCAAAAAACAAUACCAAAGACGUGACAAACUCUAAGGAAUCGCACAACUCCCGGAGAGGACAAGACUCUAGUCAUAAAUCAAAGAUAAUAGGAAGCUCUGAGAGCCAGUUUCGAUCCACAGCAGGUCGAAGUCAAACCAAUUUGAAAUUGAAUCGAGUUGUAUCACAAUUUUUGAAUAGUUUCUCCGAGCUUUACAAUGAAUCCCUAAAGCAAAAUAAGGAUAAGUUUAACUAUAUUAGAGGUGGAGAUAAUCAUCGAAGAAGUAGACGCAGUUCACAUGCGCAAUUAAAUGAGGAACGGAAGAAUAGAGCAGAGUUGCAUCAAAAUCUUAUAGAGUUGAUAAAGCAGCACAAUAUGCGCUUCGAUCAGAAUUAUGAAAAAUCUAGGAGAACAAACAAAGUUCCUAUAUUGAACGCAGAUGAAUCUAACCUUUUUGAAAUAGUUCGCAGCUUGCCAUUGUCGCAACAAAAUGAUGAAUGGCUUGAAUAUGAUCAUGCGACAUCAGAUAUUGAUAGUCGUGAACUAACUGCGACUCGGCAGAAAGUUCGUGAACAGCAACGUCGGACGUCGGAUGAUAAUGUAAAAGUCAAAAUCAAAAAUAAAUACCGCAACCGUAAAGAAAAUAAACAAGAGGAUUUGAAGAUAUGUUUAUUAAGGCAAGAGAAUGAUGACUCCCCUCCGGUGUUAGAGGAAUACAAUGUGGCUGGCUUUACGCGAAGCCACAGCUCACAUCCUUUGCAGAAAGGCGGAAAGGAUAAUCGAUAUGAGACACUUUGCUCCUCAAGAAAAUGGGAAAAUCUAAGUGCUAUUGACGAGAAAAAUAUGAAAGUCGUAUUGACAGACCUCCAAAGGUUCUGCAAGAAAAACUCCAUCAACAGCUACAAUGAUGACAACCGCAAGCCUGUGGUCUUGGUGCCCUUUCGACCAGACAGCCAACAUCACGGAGUGCUCGGCAUGUGCAAACCCGAUGAGUGGAGAGAGCUGAAGUUGUCCAAAUGUUGCAAGUUAGAAAAUCGAACAAAAAAACAACCUUCUGAAUCAUCAAACAUUUUCCUUAAAAAUAAGAGAUUAACUGGACGAUAUAAGUCAACUCCAAGUCGUGAGUCGAAGUUACAACGUUCGGAUUUCUCUUCAAAGCAAUGCCAGUGCUCUAAACGUCAAUCGGAACUAAUCGCAAGAAAACACUGUUUAUUAUAUAGAACCGAUUCGGGGAUACCACAAUCUCACCAACGUGGUGAAACAAAACCGUCUGGGUCCCAACGAGUCUCUCAUUCAUUUCAAAAUAACAACAAAGAGCAAUUGGCAAAUAAUCCAUCUAAAUCACCAGAGAAUGUUGCACGGUCAUCACCAACUGAGGAAACACAGCAAGAGACCCAAGAAAAGUCAGCUGAAAAUCCAGAAAAGGGCUCAACCCCAAGAAAUGAUAAAGGCGAAUUACAAAGUACUCCAUCUAAAUCUCUUAAUGCACACGCAUCUCACAGUGAAGAACGACACUCUCUUACGUAUUCCUCACAUUUUGUGACAUCUCAAUCUGAUCAAAGCACUGGGCCUAAUUCUUUAUCUUAUGAUUCGGUCCCUUCAAAAGUCGCUAGCAGAAUUUCCUGGAAUCGGGCGAAGCAAGCACGGUAUCGCUCUAAGUCUCCAAUAUCGAAAUCCUCUUUAAGAGCAAGAAGGCGAUCAGAAUUGCUCAAAUCACGCUCUCAUCGAAGUGAUAAACGCGAAAGUUUUGAGGAACCGAAAUAUUUCAAAUUUGGAAUUCAACCUUCUGCGCGAACAAAUAGACACCAACCUGAAGAAAAACAAUCGCGGCAACGAAAUCGAUCGGAACAGACGGAAAAAACUUCUAGGGGUGGAGAUAAGGUAAAUCGUUUUAAGGAUGAACAUCAAGUAAGACGUGAUCUUUCUAGAAAUCAACAAACGGAACCAAAUUAUACUGCUGACCAUAAUGCAAAUCGUUUUAAUAAUGAUCACCGAGUAAGACGUGAUCAUUCUGAUUCUAGCCUUAGAAACCAACAUAUGGAGAAAAGUCCCAGUGCUGCACAAAAUAUAAAUCGUUUUAAGGAUGAGCAUCGGGAAAGGCGUGAUAUUUCUAGUUCAAGCAUUAGGAAUCAACAAUCGCAGUCGUCAAUUCGAUCUGGUAAAAUCAAAAGAUCUAUCAGUUUCAGUAGUGAACAACAAGUACAACGUGAAGACUCAAAGUCUCAGAUAUCUCACGGUAAAGUUCAGCAAAUGCAGAAGCAUGCUGAUGAAGAAGAGCGACUUUAUCAUCAAAGACCCAAAUCACCAGCAUGUCCAGGGGAACAUAACUCGCGAAAUGUUGAGCAAUCACCAAGUUCCCAUCAAAGGGAAACUCAUGCAACAAUAGAUGACGUUAAGAUUAUUAUGAAGCCGCGCCCCUUGCGGUCAACCAGUGCUGAAGAUCUAACAGCAUUGGAAACAACAGCAGCAGCACCUUUAUGUGCGUCGAUUGAACACACACAUCUAGAACAGGAUAGUCUACAAUAUUGCGAUUGCAUAAACAACUACAGAGAACUGAAGCGCCAACAGGAGUUGCAAUUGCAAGAGAUAUUCAGGCAGACGAAUGAAGCAUAUGAGAGAUGCUUGGAAAGACAGCGACAAUUGCAGGGAACGGAGACAAUUAAGUGCGGUGUACAGCAACAUGGGCCAAAAACUAAUUCAUGUGUUGAUCAAAUGCAACAGCAGCAAUACAUUGAACUACAGCAGCGACAAGUAGCUCAGCAGCAGUGGCACGAGGCACAGCAGCAACUGCAGCGGCAACUGCAGCAGCAACAGGAGCAGGAUCAGCAACGACUUAGGUAUCAGCAGGAGCAACAUAUACAAGUAGAAGAAGAAUGCAAUUGUAAAUAUAGGCAACAGCAUUCAGAUAGCAGUCAAGCUUCCGCUUAUACGCAUCAGCAACAACAGUCUAACCAUCAAUAUAUGCAGCAGCAGCCAUCAGAUGUCAGUCAUAUUUCCGCCUAUUUGCAGCAACAACAACAGCGUCAUCAUCAAUAUAUGCAAAAUCAACAGCAUCCGCAUUCAGAUAUCAAUCAAGCUUCCGCCUGCUUGCAUCAGCAACAACAGAAUCAUCAUCAAUGUAUACUACAACAGCAACAGCUGCAACAAUUGCAACAGUUGCAACAGCAGCAACAGCAGCAACAAUUGCAACAGCAGCAACAACUGCAACAAUUUCAUAACCAGCAACAAUUUCAUAACCAGCAACAAUUACAACAGCAGCAGCAACAAAUGCAACUCCAAACAGAGACUUUGUGCCCUUGUAAUAAUUAUAUGAUAGCUUCACCCCAAAACGCUUUGCAGGCUCGUAGCUAUUUCACUGAUUCAAUUGCCCCUGCACUAGAUAUAGGAGGUGUGUCGUCUAGUUUCUAUCGACAAACUUUGCUUAAAUAUGGCAUACCACAUCUGCCCAGCGACUACCAACCUAGAGCACCACACGUCUGCUGUGCGCAAUGUCCUUGUCAAUGCCAACAGAAACAACCACAGGAACAUCAACAAAAUUAAAAGCAACGGCAGUUAAAAAAUGCAUAAAUAAAUAAAGUAUGAGUAAAAGAGACUUGCUUUUUCGGAUCUA